UUUGCACGACGUUGAACGUUCAUCAGCGCAUUUACAUUUGAACGAUGCGCGAUACACUUGGAAUAUGGCGGCUUUAAUAGUCGAUGCUCUUGCUUUGCACAUCGACCUCAAACGCGAAGCCGAGAACAGCGAUCCAAGGGUAGGAUCAGCGAGGAAUGGCUCGACCAGCGGUGGGACAUUAUCAAAUGCCACCAAGGGAACUAAUACGUCCUCCAUUCCGGGGCUGUUGGCCACCCUCGUCCCGGUUAUUGUCUACGCGGUUGUGUGUUUGCUGAUAUUCUGGGGCUGCCGAACACGCUACCCUCGUGUCUAUUCCCCCAGGUCGAUUCUCAGCAGUCUGGAGCCUCAUGAACGCCCCAAAAAACUACCAACCGGAUGGUUUAACUGGUUCAAGCCGCUCUUCAAGACCCCGGAUCUGGACGUCUUGCACAAAUCGUCAAUUGAUGGAUUCUUAUUCCUGCGCUUCCUCAGGAUCCUCUGCGUGAUCUGCAUCGUUGGGGCCUGCAUCACGUGGCCAGUUCUUUUCCCGUUGCAUAUUCUGGGCGGCGCAGGUGGGUCUCAGUUGGAUGCAUUGACGUUUGGCAAUGUCAAGAAGCCGUCAUGGUACUUUGUUCACGCAUUUUUGGCGUGGAUCUUCUUUGGGUUCAUCCUGUACAUGAUCUCUCGGGAAUGCGUGUAUUACAUUAACCUGCGGCAAGCGUAUCUUUUAUCGCCAUACUAUGCAAAGCGCCUUUCUUCAAGGACCGUGUUGUUUACCUGCCUCCCUGAGCGAUUUCGCGACGAGGCGAGGCUGAAGAAGCUUUUUGGAGAUUCGGUUAAAAAUGUUUGGAUACCGACUUAUAGCGGCGACCUGGAUGAUUUGGUGAAGGAGAGGAAUCAGACAGCUUUGCGACUAGAGGAUGCCGAGAUUGAACUGAUCCGGUUGGCUAAUGUGGAGCGGAAUAAGGUGAUGAGGAAUGGCAAGUCUGAUAUUGAGGCGAAUACUCCUGCAAGUGAGUUUGAUUCGAAGGGGGAGGAAACUCCGGAGAAAGAUGUGUCCACGCUGCCUUUGAAUUUUGCUGGUGGAGCUACGUCGGCUUUUGAGUUGGCUGAUCGAGCGGCUGUGGCGUCACCUGAGCUGAUAGGGGAGGGGGCGGGUGCGACAGAGUUGACUGUUGGGUCUACGUCUGCUUCUGGUCCGUCGCCUUUGGAAUCGGUGGAUGCAACUCUCGCGUCUCCGGAGUUGACUGGUGGAGCCUCGUCGCCUGCAGGAUUAACCAGUGGUGCGUCGCCUAAGUUGACGCGUGGAGCAAGCAUUGCGUCGGCUUCGGACUUGGCCAAUGUCGCGUUAUCAUCUUCCAAUCUGAACAGUGGAACUGUCGCGUCCCCAUCAGGCCUGACAGAUUCAACCCUGGCAUCCCCUUUAGGCCUCACAGAUGCAACUGUUGUAUCGCCUGCUUCAGAUUUUACCGGAACAACUCUCGUGUCGCCUUCGUCAGCCUCAACCAAUGGAGUAACUAUGGUGAAGAGCAUUACCAAAGACUCAAAGAACGAGACAUCCUCCAUCACCAUAACCCAAAGCCAAACCCCAAACCUGGACUCACCCAACUCCGAUUGGCCAGAGUUGAAAUGGGGCAUCCAACGCGGCAUUCCUAAUGUCAGGGGGUCCGUUGCAGCACAAUGGAUACCCGCCCACUGGCGACCACACCAUCGCCCAUUGGCAAACUAUGGGCGCCGAGUCGACACGAUCAAAUGGACGCGGAACAGGCUGAAAGCGCUGGCGCCUAGGAUAUAUAAAUUGCGACGAAAGCAUCGCAAUGGGGAUGCCAGACGUAUGCCUGCUGCCUUUGUCGAGUUUGAUACCCUCGUAAACGCCCAGAGCGCGUAUCAGACAUUGCCACAUCACCGCCCAUUCCAUAUGACGCCGCAUAUAAACGGGAUCCGACCGGAGGAAAUCGUUUGGUCGACUUUGCGCAUGAAGUGGUGGGAGCGGAUUAUGCGAAGUUUCAUGGCGACAGCAGUGGUCGCGGUUAUGGUGGUGUUCUGGUCCCUUCCAGCAGCGGGGGUUGGAUUGAUAACCAAGAUUGACUUCUUGACGGAGAAUGUUCCUUUCCUCAAAUGGAUUGGAAAAUUGCCGAAACCAAUUCUUGGCCUUAUCACUGGCCUUCUCCCUGCGGUGGCGUUGUCAUUGUUGAUGGCUACUGUGCCGAUGAUUUUGAGAGCUAUCGCGAGACAAUCUGGCGUGCCUUCGCUGUCUAUGAUUGAACUGUUUGUUCUAAAGUCAUAUUUCAUCUUCCAAGUCGUCCAAGUCUUCCUUGUAACGACCCUCACUGCGGCCAUAUCGGCCUCCCUCACGAAAAUACUCGAGGACCCGCUGUCGGUUCGAAAUCUCCUGUCCGAGAGUCUUCCCAAAGCCUCCAACUUUUACGUGUCGUACCUCAUUCUGCAAGGCCUGGCUAUGAGCACAACGAGGAUUGUGCAUCUGCCUUCGCUUCAUCGAGCGGUGUUUGCGAACGGAAAGACUCCGAGGAUGAUAUCGACUAGGUGGCACCGUCUGAAGAGGAUCCAUUGGGGAAGUGACUUCCCAUUGUUUGCCAAUAUGGGUGUAAUUGUAAUAAGCUAUUCGUGCAUUGCCCCUAUAAUACUCGCGUUCGGCGCCAUGUGUUUCUACCUCGUCCACAAGGUGUAUCACUACAACCUGCUGUACGUCUACUCGUCGGAAGUCGAUACGCGUGGGCUGCUAUAUCCCCACGCCUUGAUGCAGAUUCUCACGGGGGUGUAUCUCGCCGAGAUAUGUCUUAUCGGGCUUUUUGGCAUCCAAGCCGCAUUUGGACCGCUUCUGAUGAUGCUCAUGCUUGCCAUUUUUACCUUUUUGGUUCAGAUAUCUCUGAAUGAUGCGCUAGGGCCGUUGCUGUAUAAUUUACCGCGAUCUCUUUCGGUGCAGGGGCUGUAUGAUGAUCUUGAGGAGGAGGAGGCUCCGAUAAUUGUUGAGGAUCUAGAGACCCAAUACGACUCCGAUUUUGAUCCGGGUGAUCCGAAUGGCGUCACGCAUGAGGAGUUGGGGACGCGUGCAGUUGAGGGAACGAAGGGGUAUUCCAAGGUUGCCCUGCGCUUUUUGUCGUCGUCCAUGCAAGAGAAGCUUUCCGCGAGGGCCGGGUCGGUCUCGUCGUUCUUUCAGAGUAUUGACUUUUGGACUGCUUGGAUCUCCCCGGAUGGUACGAAUCCGAAGCCGAACUUCCUUCUGAAGUGGCUUCAUCCGGAGGUGUUCCACGAUUUUAAUGCGUUGCGGGAGAAUAUUCCGACGGAUCUGCCAGAUCCAGAUUAUACGCCAGAGUUGCUUAGGGAGGCGUAUUUGCAGCCGUCAAUGAAUAAUAUCAACGACACGAUGCUGUGGAUUCCAGCGGAUCCAGCGGGGGUGAGCAAGCAGGAAGUGGAGCACUCGAAGGGGAUAAUAAAAAUUACAGAUCAGUUGAGUUGGUUGGAGGAGAAGAAGAAGGGUUGGCUACAGGCGAAGAAUAGGGGGGUGAAUGUGAAGAUACGGGUUGAUUUUGAUGCAGAGAGUCCUGUGGUAAGAAAGAGGAUGAGAUAUUAAUAGGA
Pseudogymnoascus destructans is the source of this 3576-nucleotide messenger RNA. RefSeq lists its product as uncharacterized. The record is from RefSeq and is a predicted model, not a curated record. The transcript is spliced from 6 exons. Lineage: Eukaryota; Fungi; Ascomycota; Leotiomycetes; Thelebolales; Thelebolaceae. Gene Ontology annotation, cellular component: plasma membrane. Gene Ontology annotation, molecular function: calcium-activated cation channel activity. Bases 65 to 3571 code for a protein of 1168 amino acids.